AUGAAUAUAGCAGAUGUUUCCAGUAGUGCGUUUUUAUCUAUCUGUCUAUAUUAUUCACAUCUAUAUAUGCCUAUUAAUAACUCAGCAUAUUCUUACCUAUCUAUACUUGUAAAUAUCUCAGUCUAUGAGUAUCAAAGCGCGUCAUUAUAUCGAGCUAGCCGUCACCGAUCGUUCAGAUCUAGGUUUGUAAAUUCACAUCUAUCUAUUGAUGUCUUUUCUAAUCUAUCUCACUUGCACAUUUACAAAACUUCACACAAUUUCAUUUAUUGCUUUUCCUUCCCUUCAUUUGUUUAUAUUAAUUCAUCCUUUCUUUCUUCUUUCCUUUCAAAACGUCUUUCAUCCUUCCUAUUUUUCCACUUUCCAUUUACCCUUCCUUCCUUAAUACCACUCAGCCUUUUCUUUUUCUUUGCUCCCUUAUUUCAUAAUAUUCUUUCUCUUUUCCUUCCUCCUUCUCUUGUAACCUUUCUUUCACAUUUUUCUUCCUUUACCCCUUCCUUUCUUUCCAAUUUGUCUUCCUUCCUUCCUUCCUUCCUUCCUUGUAACUUGCUUUCUUUCCAAUUCCCCCCAUUCCUCUUUUCCUUCCUUCCUCUCUAA
Acanthosepion pharaonis is the source of this 594-nucleotide messenger RNA. The record is from the annotation of a GenBank genome assembly. NCBI's taxonomy places the organism in Eukaryota, Metazoa, Mollusca, Cephalopoda, Sepiida, Sepiidae.